Messenger RNA from Aureobasidium namibiae CBS 147.97, 2037 nucleotides. RefSeq names its product SNF-domain-containing protein. Gene Ontology annotation, cellular component: membrane. The transcript has 2 exons. Lineage: Eukaryota; Fungi; Ascomycota; Dothideomycetes; Dothideales; Saccotheciaceae. The coding region runs from base 1 to 2037 and encodes 678 amino acids. The record is from RefSeq and is a predicted model, not a curated record. Gene Ontology annotation, biological process: sodium ion transmembrane transport.
AUGGCUCUACGAACGAUCAAGACACACGUGCAGAAAGGCUUCAAGUGGUUCUUUCCCGAGCCUGAGAGGGCAGAGGAUGGCCGUGACCAAUGGCCUUCACGAGCAGCUUUCUUGCUUGCGGCCAUGGGUGGUUGUGCCGGUCAGGGCAAUCUUCUUCGUUACCCUUCGGUCGUAUACAACAACUACGGCCUACAAUGGUUCAUACCAUAUCUCCUCGCCGUAUUCCUCAUCGCUAUCCCAGCCCUCGUCCUCGAAAUUUCAAUCGGUCAAGCCUACCGUGGAGGUAGUGUCAUUGCCUUCAACAACAUCAACCGACGUCUCAAAGGUGUCGGCAUCGGCCCCGUCUUUGUCAGUCUCAUUGUGGUUCAGUAUUUUACUGUCAACCUCGCUUGGAUCAUGAAUUACUUUCGCAAUUCCUUCACGAGUCCGCUGCCUUGGGAAAACCGUAUCGAGGACUUUUACAACAAUGAUGUCGUUGCGAAUCCAGCGCCCAUCUCUGGGAGCCUUACCAACGGGGGCAGGGACGUUGCAUCCUACACCAGCUAUCCUGCUGUCGGCUUGAUUGGAGAGACCGUCGGAUGGAGCGCUUUCAUCUGGUUUCUGAUCUGGUUCUCCAUCUUCCGUGGUGUCGGCAUGACUGGGCGAGUCGUGUACUUUACCAUGGGUCUGCCUAUCAUAACCACAAUCAUUUUUGUCGGGCGUGCCCUCUCGCUAGACAACGCUGGUGCUGGAGUCAAGCUUCUCUGGGGAACGUGGAGAGGAGAUCAACUUGCUUCUGGCACCGUCUGGCAGACUGCCGUCGGACAAGUCUUUUUCUCGACUGGCAUUGGUUUUGGCUACUUUACAUCGUAUGCUUCUUACAACCAAAAGCACUCGAACGCCGUGAUGGAUGCUGUCCUCAUCUGCGGCAGUAAUGUCCUUUUCGAGAACUUUGCCGCCUUUGCCAUCUUUGGUGUGGUCGGCUUUCUUCGACGUUGGCCAUCGCCAGAUGAGCGCCUAGGAGCUUUUGUGGUCGGCUUCCUUACUCUGCCCGAAGCAGUGCUUCAAAUGCCUGGAGCCAACUUUUGGGCUGUCUUGCUGUUCCUGACUUUGAUCGUACUUGGUUUCAGCUCUGCCUUUGUCAUGUUGGACGUUGUUGCUACUCUACUCGUUGACUCUGGUGUCAAAUACUCGCGUCCCGUGAUUGUGACUGCCCUUACGCUUGUCUCAUUCUUGAUGUGUCUGCCUUACUGCACCGAGUUCGGGUACUACCUGCUUGACGGAGUCGAUCGCUGGAUCAAUAAUAUCGCCCUCAUCUUUGUCGUCUUCUGCGAGGUCGUCAGUGCUACGACUGUGUAUCGCUGGACCGAUGUGACUGGUCAAGUCGGUCUGCCUGCUUUCAUUGUUUACAACCUUGGAUACUUUGGAGGUCUGCUCACUGGAGUGACCGUUGCUCACGGUCUUGAAAGCGCAGGUCCUGGCGCUGGUGCCGGGUUUGGCUUCUUCGUUGCUUGCACUGUCAUCGCAGGUGUCAUCGCAAAACCUUCUGGAUCGCACAGUACUGGAACCAUGUCCCUGAUUAGAGGUCGACUCAGCCAGCUUUGGUAUCUAGCGUUCUACUCCGGUAACCAACUCCGCCGCGACCUCAACAUCGUCGUCGGCAGCGGCAAGAACUGGAAAAUACCUUCCUUCAUGCCUGUGCUGCUACGCUAUGUAUCUGGCCCAGUCCUCGCCAUCAUCUUUAGUUUUGCAUUUCCUGAGUUCCACUCGCUGAGAUAUGAUCCCAUGAUGAUCACCGGCUUUAUCCUUUCUAUUCUGGGAAUGGUUGGAGUCUUGCUUGGUUUCGUCAUGCCGAGAUACUACGAUGUGUUUAUUCCGAUUGAGCGGCGUGAUGAAGGCAUGCAGAAGACUGUGCUCAAUGUGCCGAUUGAACAGAUCGAUGCGAUCUCGGUCUCUAACAGUGAUGAUGGGGUUGAGGGUGGGAGAGAAAAGUCUGUCGCUGAAGGAGUCGGAGAGGGAGAAGGAUCUCCGACCCUGAGAGCGGAGAGAGUGAAGUAG